This is a messenger RNA of Maylandia zebra (zebra mbuna), 2013 nucleotides long. RefSeq names its product histone deacetylase 12 (gene hdac12). Gene Ontology annotation, biological process: epigenetic regulation of gene expression. The record is from RefSeq and is a predicted model, not a curated record. Gene Ontology annotation, molecular function: histone deacetylase activity. NCBI's taxonomy places the organism in Eukaryota, Metazoa, Chordata, Actinopteri, Cichliformes, Cichlidae.
UCAUAACAUCGUAACUGUGUAUAAUGUAGCAUUCUCCCGUCUUAAGUAAGCGACUAUCAUUCAUUGCUUCCUGUCUUAAUAAUGACCUGCAUUAAGCGGCUGUUCUCUAAAGGACCUCGCUCCAAAGUCGCGUGGUUGAUGACUGGUGAAGCUCUCACCUCCUGCAGGUGCUUCCAUGCUGAACUAGUGAGACACGAAUCUAGCGCGCUUCCAGUAGUUCAUCACAGCAAGUAUGUGUGUGACCUCCCACCCAAUCACAGGUUUCCGAUGGGCAAGUUUCCCCGGGUUUUACAGUGUUUGCUCAGAGAUCAGGUCAUUACAGAGAAACAGGUGUGGGUCCCUGAAAUUGCCUCUAAGGAUUUACUGAGCUGUGUGCACACCGAGGACUACCUGGACAACUUCAUAAAUGGGAAAAUAAGUGAGCAAGAGCAAAGGAGGACAGGCUUUCCCUGGAGUGAAGGCAUAGUGAGGCGCUGUCGAUAUGAAACAGGUGGGACUGUUUUAGCUGCUGAAGUCGCUCUGCAGAGGGGUCUGGCUUGCAGCACAGCAGGGGGAACUCAUCAUGCUUUUCCCAGCUAUGGUUCGGGGUUUUGUCUCCUCAAUGAUCUUGCAGUCGCAGCCAAAUACACGAUGAACAAUUCUCCUAAUUCUCCUUCUACUAAACGCAAAGUUCUCAUUGUGGAUCUAGAUGUUCAUCAGGGUGAUGGCACCGCUUUCAUCUUUAAAGAGGAGCCUUCUGUGUUUACAUUCUCAGUGCACUGUGGGAAAAAUUUCCCACUUCGUAAACAACAGAGCGACCUUGAUAUCAGUGUGGAGGAUGGGCUGGAGGACAAGGAUUACCUCUCCACAGUUGAAGCCCACCUUCCCUGGCUGCUGGAAACCUUUCGCCCAGACCUGGUUUUGUAUGACGCAGGGGUUGAUCCUCACUGGGAAGAUGAACUCGGAAGGCUUCGCCUGACAGACCAAGGGCUCUAUCAGAGAGAUUUGUUUGUGCUGAAGACUGUGGUGAAAAGAGGUGUCCCUAUCGCUGCUGUUAUUGGUGGAGGAUACUCUAGAGACAUUGAUAAACUGGCACUCAGACACUCUAUCGUCCACAGAGCAGCAACUCAGGUUUGGAGGGAGUGUGGUAUGUAAAACUUGGCUCCCUAAUCAAGAGGAUCCUCAGUGGGUAGCUGAUAUUUGAGAGAAUGCCAUGGUCAUUUGGAAAGUUUCAAAAAUGUAUUAGAAACUGACCAGUACUUCAGUUACUUUGGCAUAUUUAUUUAAUUUACACAGUUGAGAUUAACUGUAGUAGUGAUACAUCUUAUGCGGUCACAUAUUAGAACUUAUUUCACUCAUUUUUGGUUCAUUGCAAUGAUGGUCUUGUAACUACAAUUAUAUUGUUAUAGGGACAUCACACCCACCAUAACAACAUAUUUUUACAUUCAUCUGAAAAAGAAGGUUUUUAUGGAACUCAGUACAGUCCUGUGGAAAAACUGUUUAUAUAGGAAUCAAGAGGUGCUGCUUAUCAAAUGCUCUUGAUUAAUUGGUCAAAAACACAAAAGCAGAGUUUCUGGUAGUUUUCUGGAAUGGAGCUUUCAGCUCCCUGUUAAUGCCACAAUCUUACCAGGAGUGGAAAUUCCACAAAAUUCACUCAAAGGUCAGACAAUACAACUCUUAGGGAGGAUUUUCUUUUUUUUGGGGGGGGGGCAUAAAAAACUAAGAGCUAAAAACUUUACAAGCCUCAGGUAGUAUCGGAAAUGUUAACAUUCCAAUGCAAUUAGAAAAAAAACUGCAUUUAAAUAAACUUCUGCAACAAUGUUUCUGAUGAGACUAAAGCAGAGAUGCUUGUCCAUAAUGGAUAGCGCCAUUUUGGGUACAAAACACUACAUGUCAAUGCAAAGACCACAUAUCAGCUCACAAGCACGGUGGUGGAGGGAUAAUGAUUCGGGUUUGUUUUGUAUCCACAGGAUUUGGGCACCUUGCGGUCAUUGAAUCAACCUCGACCUACAAUAAAAUGUUUGAAAAAGAAAA